Molecule: messenger RNA, 2589 nt
Organism: Malus domestica (apple)
Lineage: Eukaryota; Viridiplantae; Streptophyta; Magnoliopsida; Rosales; Rosaceae
Source: RefSeq, a predicted model, not a curated record
CUCAGCUCCUCUUAAAAAAAAAACAAAUAAAUAAAUAAAAAAGCAAAGGGAAAGAAGCUUUAAUGGCUUCCUUUUUCCACAUUCCAUAAUCCUCUUUGCUUCUUCCACACUAUCAUCUCUGCUGCCACUAAGCUGCUGCUGCUGCUGUUCUUCAACCCUUCUGAAAACCCUCCUCUACUUUUUUAGCCAUGGAACACAAAUGGGUUUCAGGUUUUUGCCCCUGUGGUACUCUGAAAUUACGUGCACUGCUAUUGGUAUUGUUAGUGCUUGUAUGCUCAAACCUUUCUCAGUGUGUUGAUCUUUACCCACAAGACAAAGACUCUGUCUUGCUGUUCAGGUCAUUGGUUCAAGACCCCAGCCAGAGCUUGUCCAGCUGGGUUGGGUCUAAUUGUACCAACUGGACCGGAAUCACCUGCGAAAACCAGACCGGCAGAGUGGUUUCGGUUAACUUGACCAGCAUGAAUUUGUCUGGCCAAAUUCACCCCAAUUUGUGCAAACUUCCAUUUCUUGAACAUUUGGUUUUGUCUGAAAACAACUUUACUUCCCCAGUCCCGUUGUGUUUUGGUUCUCUGCGCAGUCUCAAAACCCUCCAUCUUGAUCACAAUAGGUUUCAGGGGAUUGUGCCUGAUGCACUCAUGAGGCUUAGGCAGCUGAAAGAACUUGUUUUGAAUGGUAACGAUUUGGGAGGGCUUGUUCCUUGGUGGGUAGGUAACUUUUCAUCUCGGUUGGAGAAACUAGAUAUUGGGUUUAAUUCGUUCCAUGGGGAGAUUCCUGAAAGCUUGUUGUACUCGAAAUCUUUGAAGUAUUUAGAUGUUGGGAACAAUAAUUUAUCUGGUAUUCUGAGUGACUUUCACCAAUCUUUGGUCUUUCUCAAUCUUGAAUCAAAUCAGUUUUCCGGUACUUUGCCUUGUUUCUCUGCUUGUGUUCAGUCUCUUAGAGUUUUGAAUCUGGCUAACAAUUCUGUUGUGGGAGGAAUGCCUACAUGUAUUGCUUCGCUUCAAGCUUUGAAGCAUCUGAACCUGUCAUUCAAUCAGUUGACUUAUGAGAUAUCUCCGAGGCUUGUGUUUUCAGAGAAGCUUCUUGUCUUGGACUUGAGUAACAAUGAGUUGUCUGGCCCUCUUCCGAGCAAGAUUGCGGAAACAACAGACAAGUCUGGGCUUGUUCUUCUUGAUCUGUCUCACAACAGUUUCUCUGGUGAAAUCCCAUUGAAGAUUACCGAACUGAAAAGUUUGCAGGCCCUGUUUCUGUCAUACAAUCUUCUUGUGGGGGAGAUUCCUGCGAGGAUUGGAAAUCUGACUUAUCUCCAAGUGAUUGAUCUCUCGCACAACUCUCUAUCAGGCUCAAUUCCGUUGAACAUGGUCGGAUGUUUUCAGCUGCUUGCAUUGAUACUCAACAACAACAAUCUUUCUGGUGAGAUUCAUCCAGAACUUGAUGCAUUGGAUAGCUUGAAGAUACUGGAUAUCAGCAACAACAAGAUAUCUGGUGAGAUCCCGCUUACUUUAGCAGGCUGUAAAUCUUUGGAGAUUGUAGAUUUCAGCUCCAACAAUCUCUCCGGAACCUUGAGUGAUGCAAUCACCAAAUGGUCAAACCUCAGGUAUCUGUCCCUAGCUCAGAAUGAAUUUAGCGGAAAUCUUCCCAGCUGGCUCUUUACUUUUCCGGUUAUCAGAAUGAUAGAUCUGUCAGGAAACAAAUUUUCAGGCUUCAUACCAGACGCUAACUUUAACACGAGCAUAAAUUUUAACAAUGGCGAGCUUGGUAAAAUGCAGAGAGAGCCAUUUGGUACAUCGCACAAUGCGGAUACAAAAGUUUUGAUUGUUGUCACUGGUAGCAGCGAAUUAAGCUUCAAUUAUGUACUAUCUUCGAUGGUGGGAAUCGAUUUCUCCAAUAAUGUGCUAGAUGGGGAGGUUCCAGGGGGACUAUUUGGAUUACGCGGUUUGCAAUACCUAAAUUUGUCACGCAAUUUUCUUCGUGGUCGUGUUCCAGAUCUAGAGAAGAUGUGGAGUUUAAGGGCCUUAGAUGUAUCACACAAUUCUUUGUCAGGUCAUAUUCCCGAAAACAUUUCCAGCCUUCAACACCUGACUCUUAUGGAUUUGUCAUAUAACUGUUUCUCUGGAUUGGUUACGAAGAAGCAAGGAUAUUCGAGGUUUCCAGGAGCCUUUGUUGGAAAUCCAGAUUUGUGUUUGGAGUCCUCUGAUGGAGGGUGUGACCCGGCAAGCCUCCCCGCGGUGCCUGGGAAGGCAUUUGAAGGGGAAGAGGUCGAGGGGCGGAUUUCUGUAUGGGUUUUUUGUCUAAGUGCUUUCCUCAGUUUCUACUUCACGGGGUUGGCCCUCUUCUGCUCACCUCGAGCACGAAAUCACAUUCUCAAGACAAGUGCUUAGCGUAAUGUGCGUGUGGAUUCGGAUGACAACGAGAAGCUGUAAAUUUUAAUUACUCUCUUGUAACGGGUGAGUUUGUUCUUCCAUGCUUUGCUUUGCUAACAUAGAACCUAGCUGUUCCUUCCUACCCAGAAUGCUCAUAAAAGUAUUGCAUAAGUUUUAAUGACGACGUUGUAGGCAAGAAUUUGUUCAAAUAUAUGUUUCUAUUCGGGCA